AUGACCAACACAAUUGUCGUCGUCGGCGGCGGCGUGUCCGGCCUCACGUCGGCGUAUCUGCUGUCCAAGAGCAAGGGCAACACCGUCACCGUCGUGGCCAAGCACAUGCCGGGCGACUACGACAUUGAAUACGCAUCGCCGUUUGCGGGUGCCAACGUCCUGCCCAUGAACCCAGACGCCGACAGCAGAUGGGAGCGUCGCACGUGGCCCGAGCUUGAAUGGCUCUGCAGAAAUGUUCCAGAAGCUGGCUUGCACUUCAAGAAUGUUCGUGUCUUCCGCAAGCACAAGGACCUGGACCCAGAUACGGCCUCGAUGCCCAUGGAUCCGCUGUUUGAUCCCAACCCGUGGUACCGCCACAUGAUGCCCGACUACCGCGAGCUCGAGUCGAGCGAGCUGCCGCCCGGGCAGGACAGCGGCUGCAGCUUCACCAGCGUGUGCCUCAACACGCCCAUGUACCUCUCGUGGCUGGUCGGGCAGUGCCUCCGCAAUGGCGUCGUCUUCAGGCGCGGCGUGCUGUCCGACCUCGCCGACGCGCGCCGCCUCUCGCACGCCGGCCGUCCGGCCGACAUCGUCGUCAACGCGACGGGGCUCGGGUCGCUGCGCCUCGGCGGCGUCAGGGACACGGCCAUGGCGCCGGCGCGCGGCCAGCUUGUGCUCGUGCGCAACGACCGCCCGUCGAUGCUCGUCACGUCGAGCACCGACGACGACAGCGGCGAGGUGCUGUACGUGAUGCACCGCGCGGCCGGCGGCGGCACCAUCAUCGGCGGCACCUACGAUAUUGGCAACUGGGAGUCGCAGCCGUGCCCCAACAUUGCCGCCCGCAUCAUGGCGCGUGCCGUGCGCCUCGACCCUGAGCUCGCCGGCGGUAAAGGCGUGACGGGGCUUGACGUGGUCCGGCACGCUGUCGGCCUGCGUCCGUACCGCAAGGGCGGCGUGCGCAUCGAGCGCGAGACGCUCCGAGACGAAGCGGAGGAUGGCGGCAGCAGCGUAGAGGUGGUGCACAACUAUGGCCACGCGGGCUGGGGAUAUCAGGGCUCGUUUGGCUGCGCCGAGAGGGUCGUGGAGCUUGUGAAUGAGAUUCGCGCGGCCAAGGGCGAGGAUCUCUCCAAGGAGCCUAAGCUGUUCAACUAUGACGCUGCGGCUACUCCCAAGCUGUGA
This is a messenger RNA of Akanthomyces muscarius, 1158 nucleotides long. RefSeq lists its product as uncharacterized. Gene Ontology annotation, molecular function: D-amino-acid oxidase activity; FAD binding. The transcript is spliced from 4 exons. The record is from RefSeq and is a predicted model, not a curated record. Lineage: Eukaryota; Fungi; Ascomycota; Sordariomycetes; Hypocreales; Cordycipitaceae. Bases 1 to 1158 code for a protein of 385 amino acids.